UAUAAAUAGCUUUCCGUCUCUGUGAAUCUGUGAUCCUGUGCUGGUGGAUUUUAUCUCUCUCUUUUUCUCAACUCAAUCCAGUUACAGAUUUCUUUUCGUCUUCAUCGAUGGCGAAGGAACCAGUUCGUGUUCUUGUCACUGGAGCUGCAGGUCAAAUUGGGUAUGCUCUUGUACCCAUGAUUGCUCGAGGGGUCAUGCUGGGUACUGACCAGCCUGUAAUUCUUCACAUGCUUGAUAUCCCAUUUGCUGCAGAGGCCUUAAAUGGAGUGAAAAUGGAGUUGGUUGAUGCUGCAUUUCCUCUUCUGAAAGGUGUAAUUGCUACAACCGAUGUUGUUGAGGCAUGCACUGGGGUCAACGUUGCAGUCAUGGUUGGUGGUUUCCCAAGGAAAGAAGGAAUGGAAAGAAAGGAUGUGAUGUCUAAAAAUGUUUCCAUCUACAAGUCUCAAGCCUCAGCACUGGAAAAGCAUGCAGCUGCUAACUGCAAGGUUUUGGUUGUUGCUAACCCAGCAAACACUAAUGCUUUGAUCCUGAAGGAGUUUGCACCUUCUAUCCCUGAGAAAAACAUAACCUGUCUGACAAGGUUGGAUCAUAACAGGGCUCUUGGUCAAAUCUCAGAGAGAUUGAAUGUUCAAGUCUCUGAUGUUAAGAAUGCUAUAAUCUGGGGAAAUCAUUCUUCAACUCAGUAUCCCGACGUCAACCAUGCAACUGUCAAAACACCAGCAGGAGAAAAGCCUGUACGAGAGCUUGUUGCCAACGAUGAAUGGUUGAAUGGUGAGUUUAUCACCACCGUCCAACAACGUGGUGCAGCAAUUAUCAAAGCACGAAAGCUUUCCAGUGCCUUGUCUGCGGCCAGUUCUGCUUGCGACCACAUACGUGAUUGGGUGCUUGGAACUCCAGAGGGCACUUUUGUCUCCAUGGGUGUAUACUCUGAUGGAUCAUACAACGUACCAGCUGGUCUCAUCUAUUCUUUCCCUGUUACUUGUCGCAAUGGAGAAUGGACAAUUGUUCAAGGGCUCAAAAUUGACGAAUACUCGAGGAAGAAGUUGGACUUGACAGCAGAGGAACUCACUGAGGAAAAGGCUCUGGCAUACUCAUGCAUCUCUUAAAUGGUUUCUUCUUUCCUAUAGCUUGGUGGUUAAGAGGAGCUUGUGUUUCGUAUGUCUGAGAGAGUUAGCUUCCGUUUUGAAUAAGCUAUUUGUGAUACCAUAGAAACAGUUGACGAUGGGGAAGCCUUUUCUCCCUGUGCUUUUUGGUUGUGCCUUCUAGAAUUUGGAUUUCCCCUCAUAAUGGAUCCUAUUGAUAAUUGCAGUUUUAGUGCAUCAGAACAUGGUCUUAAUGAGCUAUCAUGUAGUU
Telopea speciosissima is the source of this 1353-nucleotide messenger RNA. Its product is annotated as malate dehydrogenase 2, cytoplasmic. Lineage: Eukaryota; Viridiplantae; Streptophyta; Magnoliopsida; Proteales; Proteaceae. Gene Ontology annotation, molecular function: L-malate dehydrogenase (NAD+) activity. Gene Ontology annotation, biological process: oxaloacetate metabolic process; tricarboxylic acid cycle; malate metabolic process. The transcript has 7 exons. Bases 108 to 1106 code for a protein of 332 amino acids. The record is from RefSeq and is a predicted model, not a curated record.